AGCCCCCUUUUCCCCACUGCCUUAUACACCAAGGGUAGGGGGUGUGCAAGGCGCUGUCAAAUACAUGCUUAAGACUUCUUAUUGAUAUAAUAUACUGACGCUUUAUUGUUAAGUUUCACCUCUACGUGAAUCUUAUUUUCCACCGACAUAUUUUUUCAUCCACGAACAAACAACCAUCUACUGAGAAAGAUGAUUGACACAGUGACAGGAUCCGGGCCAGCGCCCUUUGCAGUCCAGCUGAAGGCUCUGCUGGACAAGGAGGCCCGCUACCAGCCCAAGCUGAGCGGCCUGCGGCUCAUGGAAGGGGCCAGCGACAACGGUCUCAGGAUGACCGCCCGACUACGGGAGUUUGAAGUGAAGGACCUCCUCUCCCUGACCCGGUUCUUUGGGUUCUGCUCGGAGACCUUCUCCCUGGCCGUCAGCCUGCUGGAUCGCUUCCUAUCGAUCAUGAAGAUCCAGCCCAAGCACCUGUCCUGUGUUGGACUCUGCUGCUUCUACAUCGCCGUCAAGUCCUCGGAGGAGGAGAGGAACGUGCCGCUGCCCAACGACCUGAUCCGCAUCACGCAGAACCGCUUCACAGUGUCGGACAUGAUGCGCAUGGAGAGGAUCAUCAUGGAGAAGCUGUACUGGAAGGUCAAGGCGCCCACGUCCCUGCACUUCCUCCGCCUCCUCCACGGCCAGGUCCAAUCACAGCUCAGCACGGACGGCAGGAAGAUCCUCAGCCUGGACCGACUGGAGGCCCAGCUCAAAGCCUGUCACUGCUCCUUUGUCUUCUCUAAAAUAAAGCCGUCUCUGCUGGCUCUGGCCCUGUUGCGUCUAGAGGCUGAAGAGCAACACGAUCAACAACAUGUGGAGGCCAUAGGCGAGGCUCUGCAGGGUCUGCAGCAACAACUGAAUAUCAGAGAUGGCGACCUGGUUUGUGUGAGGGAGCUGGCGGGGAAGUGCCUAGCUGAGUACGCCACCACCAAGUGCUCCAAGCCCAACAGCCAGAGGCUGCGGUGGAUCAUCUCCGGGAGAACGCAGCGGCAGCUGAAGCCCAGCUACUACAAGAUCGCUCAUCUCCCCACCAUCCCCGAAACCGUAUGCUAAGGCCUCGGGACGCCGCGGUGGGCGACCGAGACCGUAUGCUAAGGCCUCGGACGCCACGGUGGGCGACCGAGACCGUAUGCUAAGGCCUCGGGACGCCGCGGUGGGCGACCUCCUAAUUAGACUAACUAGAGAAAAUGGUUGAAAUAUUACCUGUGACAUGGUCGCCCACCGUCCCGCUUUCCCUUACAGAACUUCAUUAUUGAUGAUGCAGUUCUUUAAGGGAAACUCUGUCUGUUUUUGUGAAGCAACGCAGUACGACUUGAUGUGAAACUCAUUCAUUACCAUCUAGUGAGGUUUUUCUUUGGCGGAUUUGAAACGCUUCCACAAGUGUACAGUAUGUUAUCGUUUGAAUCUGUGCUGAGAUACUUGGUUAUUCUCGGGAACAGGUUGCUGGUUUUUAAGCAAUAAAGUAUAGAACCGCCUAGGUCCUCAGUCCACCAUGUGGAAGAGGAGGGAGAAGGGUUUUGUGAAACUAAAAAACGAAACCAAGAAAUCAGGCCCAAAACCCUUAACUCCCACCCUAGGUUGCUCGGCUGUCCUCAAUGCACACUCCUACCCAAGGUGAAUGAAACUUUUAAUUUUGUUUUGAAACUGAGCUCGAUGGGGUUUCCCCUAAGUGACGCUAGGUAUGAUCCUAGCAUGUAUGGCGGCCAUCUUAUCGAUGGCCUUGCUCUAUAAGAUGAGACAUGAUCCUUAUAUCAAUGGUUACAGAUGUAAUUAAUUUGGAACAAAAUGAAACUUUAGACAUUAUUUGAAUGGAUUUUAAUUUGUGAAGAGAUGGAGAGAAAAACUUUUGGAUUUGGCAUUUGAUUAUCGCACUUGAAAAUAGUUCAUCUGGAUGACCCAUGUACUUGGACCUUUCAAUAAAAAAACGUAUUGAAAAGCA
Molecule: messenger RNA, 1975 nt
Organism: Gadus macrocephalus (Pacific cod)
Lineage: Eukaryota; Metazoa; Chordata; Actinopteri; Gadiformes; Gadidae
Gene: ccng1
Product: cyclin G1
Exons: 6
Coding region: 190-1089 (299 amino acids)
Biological process (GO): regulation of cyclin-dependent protein serine/threonine kinase activity; mitotic cell cycle phase transition
Cellular component (GO): cyclin-dependent protein kinase holoenzyme complex; cytoplasm; nucleus
Molecular function (GO): cyclin-dependent protein serine/threonine kinase regulator activity
Source: RefSeq, a predicted model, not a curated record